Messenger RNA from Mobula hypostoma (lesser devil ray), 3099 nucleotides. RefSeq names its product rho-related GTP-binding protein RhoG-like. The transcript is spliced from 2 exons. Gene Ontology annotation, biological process: cortical cytoskeleton organization; establishment or maintenance of cell polarity; small GTPase-mediated signal transduction. Gene Ontology annotation, molecular function: GTP binding; GTPase activity; protein kinase binding. The record is from RefSeq and is a predicted model, not a curated record. Gene Ontology annotation, cellular component: cell projection; cytoskeleton; cytoplasmic vesicle. The coding region runs from base 191 to 769 and encodes 192 amino acids. Lineage: Eukaryota; Metazoa; Chordata; Chondrichthyes; Myliobatiformes; Myliobatidae.
GCAUGCAGCCAGAUCUCAGCUGGUGCUGUCUGAUCACCAUCGGGGUCCCAGUGUUCAUCAGGAUGUCUGGGAAGCAGGUGCCUCUGCUCAGACGCUGCCGGCAAUCACCGUGAUCACCUCGGGCACGACUGCUUACAGCUCUCUGCUCAGGUGAGGCACGAUUUAACCCCUCUGUUUUCAGCUUGGCAAGAUGGUGACCAUCAAGGUGAUGCUACUGGGCAGUGAGCUGGUGGGAAAGACCUCCCUCAUCGUCUGCCUGACAACCCGUAUCUUCCCGCGGGACAGCCUGCCCACCGUCUUCGACACCUUCAGCACCCAGCUGACGGUGAACGAGCGGACGGUGGUGCUCAACGUAUGGGACACGGCGCCCCAGGAGGAACACCUGCUCUCCGUCCGCCAGUUCUACUAUCCCCUCACCGAUGUCUUCAUCAUCUGCUUCUCCAUCGGCGACCCCACGUCCUUCGAGCGCGUUUGGAGCGACUGGUACUCCGAGGUACACCAGCACCGGCCCAACGUGCCCGUCCUCCUGGUGGGCACCAAGAAGGACCUAAGACAGGACUCGGACACCGUCCACGGGCUUCUGCAGCGGCAGGCAGCCCCUAUCACCUACCAGCAGGGCGCCCGGCUGGCCCGACGCAUGAGGGCCGCCAAGUACCUCGAGUGCUCGGCACUGUUGCGGGAGGGCGUGAGGGAGGUCUUUGAGGAGGCGGUGCGUGCCGUCCUGCACAGGGGGCGCACUAAACGAGCCAGGAGCUGUGUGCUGACAUGAUGCCGGGGAGUGUGGGGGGGGUCAGGGCCGACACAGCCCCACCCCCCACCAGCGCCAGUGUGAGGGGGAGCACUGAAGCUGGUGAGGUGUGGGGGAGGAGGUCUCAGUCUCUGGAGAGGACCAGCACAAGAUUCCGGUUAUUUAUCACGAGUAAAUCCAGACGUUCCAGUGAAAUGCAUUGUUUGCAUCAACAGCCAGCGCACCUCUAAAGAUGUGCUGGGGGCAGCCCACAAGAGUAUCGCCAUGCGUUUUGGUGCCAACGUGGUACGCCUAGUAUGUCCAGCAGAACAACGCAAGCAGCAACAACAGUGAAACAAACCCUUUUCCCACCCUCCCACCCAGUCACAUGUACUGACAGGCUUCCAAUCCCAGGACAGAUUGCGUCCGGGCCCCAGGGUGCCUGUGAGUCUCAGACUCGUAGAAUCCGGGCCCCAGGGUGCCCGUGAGCCUCAGACUCGUAGACUCCAGGCCUCUAACCACUGGGCCUCAGGGUGCCUGUGAGCCUCAGACUCGUAGACUCCGGGCCCCUAACCCGCUGGGCAAACCAACCCUGACCAUUAGACCUUUGGGCCUCUACCUCCCGCCUUGCCAACUUCGGACUUUAACCUUUGGGCUUUUACCUCCGGACCUCAGCGACCUCUGGGUGUCAACCCCAGGACUCACAGAUCACGAGUCUUUGACCUACAGGCUUCCACUUCUGGACUUGCAUGGACCGUCGAUUCCAGCGACCUAGCGGACACAUGAUUCCGCCGGUACGGAUCUCAAGCGCGGCAAUCGCAGACCUGCCAACGCAGCCUCCAGGGAGUGGGUUUCCAUGGACACCAUUGCUGGUGGAGGGGUGGGGGAGACGUCUGCUUCCCAUACAUGCCAGGGACACCGGAGAGCAGAGCACAGUGCUGGAAUUGUCCUCAGUGGCAUCACCAGCUUCCAUUGGCCAACGGACCACUCACCCUGCCAGCAAGCCAGCCUCCUCACAGUCAUAGAGCAAUACAGGCCCUUCUGCCCGUCCGGUCCAUGCUGACCAUGGUGCCCCCCGCCCAAUUUCCUCUGUUUGGUCCUUAUCCCCCCCACCCACCCCUCCAUGUACCCAUCCAAAUGCUUCUUAAAUGAUAAUUCUUCAACCACUCCCCCCACAGCUCAUUCCCCUCUGUGUGAAAAAAUUGCCCCUGAAGUCCCUUUUCCCUCUCUUCACCCCGAGUUUUGGAGUCUCCUACUCAGGAACAGAUUCUUCGGCCCACGGUGUUAGAACACAGAACAGUGCGAAUCAGAGUGGAGUAAUGGUGAGUGCGACACGAUCACAGCUCGGGCCACCAGAGUCUGAAGUUCCAUUCCAGCACCAUCUGUAAGGAAGUUUGUACGUUCUUCCCGCGGGAGCCUGGGUUUCCUCCAGGUUCCCCAGUUUGCUGGAGGUUGAUAGAUUCCUGAUUAGUCAGUGUCAAAGGUUACGGGGAGAAGGUAGAAGAAUGGGAUUGAGAGGGAUAGUAAAUCAACCUGGAUGGAAUGGCGGAGCAGGCUCGGUUGGAGCAGAUGGCCCAGUUUGGCUCCUCUGCCUUAUGAUCUCAUGGUCUUUCCGGCUAUAGUUCAAAGACAUUUAUUUAGCCAGAGGGUGGUGAACCUGUGGAAUUCUUUGCCACAGGCGGCUGUGGAGGCCAAGUCGUUGGGUAUAUUUAAGGCGGAGGGUGGCAGGUUCUUGAUUAGUCGGGGUAUCAAAGGUUACAGGGAUAAACCAGGAGAAUGGGGUUGAGAGGGAUAAUAAAUCAGCCAUGAUGGGCAAAUAGCUACUUCUGCUCCUGUGUCUUAUGGUCUUAUUUAUUAAUCUGUGUUGCCCAAUUACAACCAGGUGACAAAUUAACCUACUAACCUGUGCAUCGGAACGUAAGACGACACCAUUUCUGCCCUGGAAGAAGUGCUGUCUGUCCACUGUACAGGUGCCUCUUAUCAAAUUGUACAUCUCUCAUCCUCCUUUGCUCCAAAGAGAAAAGCCCUAGCUCACCCAACCUCUCCUCAUAAAACACACUCUCUAAUCCAAGCAGCUUCCUGGUGAAUCUCACUCACAACACGCUGGAGGAACUCAGCAGGUCAGGCAGCAUCCGUGGAAAAGAUCGGUCGAUGUUUUGGGCCGGAUCCCUUCGUCCUGGUAAAUCUCUUCUGCACCCGCUCUAAAGCUUCCACAUCCUUCCUAUAAUGAAGCAACCAGAACUGAACACAAUAUUCCAAGUGUGGUCUAACCAGGGUUUUAUAGAGCUGCAACAUUACCUCACAGCUCUUGAAUUCAGUCCGGUGACUGAUGAAGACAAACACAACAUACGUACAAGAACUCCUGCAGAUGC